AUGGCGCAAGCUUUUCCGUACACGUACUACGCCUGCGACUGCUUCGACAACAACACCACGACCUCUACGAAACGCACGACGCACGUCCUCGCUGCCUUUGACGACGAAGAAGAGACCUUGGAUCCGAGGAACCCACGCUCCAACUACGCGCUUUACCCGCUCGAACAUCUCCUCUACUGCGAAGACUGCCUGCAAAUACGGUGUCCACGAUGCGUGAUAGAGGAGACGCUGAAUUGGUACUGCCCGAACUGCUUGUUCGAAGUACCGAGCUCCGUGGUUAAGAGCGAUGGGAAUCGGUGCACGCGCAAUUGCUUCAAUUGCCCCGUGUGCAUCUCGCCGCUCAUAGUCAACCUUCUCGACAACCCUGACGCGGAUCAAGGAGUGCCAGACCGACACAUACUCGCGUGUCCGUACUGUCAUUGGAGUACGAUCGAGACGGGCAUAGAGUUCGAGAAGCAUACAGGCGUGUAUUCGCAGAUUGCACGGAUAGCGAAUGGAGGCAAGCCGAUACCGACCGCGAAAGAGCGCGACAAGGAGCGCGAGAGGCGCAAGGAACUCGAGGCUCGGCAGAGAGACUCAAGGAACCCAUUAUCUCCUUCCAGCGACUCUACAGCUAUGGAUGUCGAGCAGUAUGAGCCACCGACACGCGACGAUCUAUUCUCGAACCUGGGUGCUUUUUACAAGGCGCAGCUCGACUCACAGACACCAGCGAAUCCUCUCGAGAUGAACUUCUCCUCGCCCUCGGCCUAUUCCCGCAUCAUGAAUCUCUAUUCAACGAAUACAGCGAAGAAGCAGAAGCGCAACAAGCCGACGCCGAUGCGAGAGGCUGCGUCGGAGUUAGAAGGCCUGGUCAUUCACGACCCCGCCGCAGACAACGCAGCGAUCGAGCGCAUCAAACGAGACGGUUGGGGCAGUACCUUGUCGCCUGCCCAGAAGCUCGCACAGCUGGAUCCUCAUAUGCAGUUCGAUAACGAGCUCCGGCCGAUACCAACUCUCCUCUGCACAAAGCGAUCAAAAAGAUGCCGGUCCUGUCGACACAUCCUGUCCAAGCCAGAGUCCAAGAUCACAUCAACACGAUACAAGAUCAAGCUGUUGGCACUGAAUCACAUCCCUAGGCUCAGCAUUCGCGCACUACCCCCCAACCCAGCUGUGCCACCAGUCCCAGGCUCCAUGCCCGCCCCACAGCCUCCUUUCAACUACAAUACCCUCCGUCCGGGCAUCGCAACGCACUUCCUCCUCCACGUCAGCAACCCGCUCUUCGAUCCGAUUCAAGUCACGCUCGCCACGUCAAGCACCACACCUGGCAAAGUACAGUCUCGCGUAACGAUACUAUGCCCACAAUUCGAAGUUGGAGCUAAUACCGAUGUCUGGGACGACGCGCUCGCUUCGGGUCCGGCGCCUAUGCCUCGCCGCUCGACCAUCAACGCCGAGACAGGACAGAUUGAAGCGGGAAAGAUUUGGGAUAAAGGACGGAAUUGGACUAGUGUAGCUAUCGAAGUCAUACCAGGCUUCCUUAGCGAGCUUGGGGGCGAGGAUGAGCUGGACGAAGAUGAAGAUCUGCUUGAGAUACCAAUAUUCGUGCGUAUCGAGUUCGAGGCAGAUGUCAACGCAGAAGAGAGGGGGUUGGGCGAUUCUAGGGGAAGCAAAGGGGAGAGAGAGAAACGGGAGGAGGCGUUCUGGACGGUUGUUGGUGCGGGUCGCAUAGCGAGUGCGUAG
Molecule: messenger RNA, 1716 nt
Organism: Alternaria incomplexa
Lineage: Eukaryota; Fungi; Ascomycota; Dothideomycetes; Pleosporales; Pleosporaceae
Exons: 1
Coding region: 1-1716 (571 amino acids)
Cellular component (GO): dynactin complex
Source: RefSeq, a predicted model, not a curated record